Messenger RNA from Zychaea mexicana, 1481 nucleotides. RefSeq lists its product as uncharacterized. The transcript has 8 exons. NCBI's taxonomy places the organism in Eukaryota, Fungi, Mucoromycota, Mucoromycetes, Mucorales, Lichtheimiaceae. The record is from RefSeq and is a predicted model, not a curated record. The coding region runs from base 286 to 1407 and encodes 373 amino acids.
GAGAAAACAUAAAUGAAACUGAAGAGCAUGGUGGAUCUGUGGUUGGUUUUUUCAACGUUUGCUUUUAUUAUUGUCAUGAUUUUUAUUGACAAGUACGUAUAUUAGGUUGGCUCCAAAACGAAAGAUUUUUUUGAUAUUGACAAUGACACGUUGACAACGACUACUCCACAACAGCUCGAUGUCACCGAAAUUAUUCCGAGCACAGCUUCAUCAUCAUCAACAUCAAUUACAAGAUCAGCACUCUUUCAAUGGGCAUAUACCUUGUAUCUCAAGAAAUCGGUUACUAUGUCUACAACGGUAUUAGGUAUCAUUCGAGAACAAAGAGCGGUGUCUGUUUCCGAUGCGUUAACGAAAAUGGCUGCCAAUCUAUUGGAGGACUGGACAACAAGUGAUGUAGAUGAUGCAUAUCGAUUCACAUUAAGUUUGUCAUUGUCGUUGAUUGUUGAUGUCGCAAAUAAUAAUACAAGCAAAAAAAUGUUAAAAGCAUUGGAGCCAUCUCAUGUCCAUGAAGUCAAGGAGCACAGCAAAAGCCAAAGUAACACCAUAAAAGAAUUGCCCGCUUUUUUAUCAUUGAUAUUUAAGGAAACGAUUGAAUUGUUGGAGUUGGAAGGAGAACACCCAGCUUUAAGAUACUUAUCCAAUGCCGCUUCUAAACAAUUGGAAACAGAAAAAGAUAACAUCAAUCUUCAAGUCAUUGAUAUUCUCACUUAUGUUAUUCGAAACGUGAAAAAAUGGGGAAAUGAAAAAGGAGCAACUGAAGUAGACUGGACCCACCGCUUAGUUUCAUUGUUAGAUAUUUUGUUACGGGAUACGGAUUUGUCAGUUAGAAUCAUGGCCACAAAAGUUGUACGACAAGCAAAUGAACAUGCAUUUGGUGAUAAAGAAAAAAUAUCCAGUAUUGUUGGAAGAAAAAUUGAUGUAAUCAUGGAACACGACGAAUUUGAACUCUCAGCAUCGGAAUGGAAAUCUGCCGGAGCUGGAGACAGUUUAGUUGACAAACAGCAUAACAAGAAUCUUCGAGUCAAUGCAUGUGUGCUAUUACAAAUAUUACGAUUACCUUUUGAUGGAUUCAAUAAUGAUAUCAGUAUCUUAUCUAUGGAGUGGACAGGGGCUGAAGGAAAAUUGGUUUCGAUGAAGAGAUAUAAUAAUUAUUUUGUUGGCACAACCAUUGGUGACAUGUACUUACCCUUGACAUUGGACGAUAUUAGUGAUUUCCAUAAAACACUCACUUUAUUAUUGCAUUGGAAGAAUGAACAUCUUAAGUUACGAAAAGUAGUCCGUGGCCCUCUACUUAGACAAAGAAGAUUUGAACGAUCACGAUCCAAUUAUACCUCAUCUAUAGCCACUUCAGCAAAUACAAACCCUGAUAUAUUUUUCACUCCAACCCAAGAUAGAUCAUCCAAUUGAUUUCGUCUUUGUCAAUAUUCCCCCACUUCUUUAACACUGUUGUUAGUAUUUACCCGUUUUCUCUCUCUUCGUGC